Molecule: messenger RNA, 3181 nt
Organism: Cottoperca gobio
Lineage: Eukaryota; Metazoa; Chordata; Actinopteri; Perciformes; Bovichtidae
Gene: reck
Product: reversion-inducing-cysteine-rich protein with kazal motifs
Exons: 21
Coding region: 63-2939 (958 amino acids)
Biological process (GO): sprouting angiogenesis; blood vessel maturation; extracellular matrix organization
Cellular component (GO): plasma membrane
Molecular function (GO): metalloendopeptidase inhibitor activity; protein binding
Source: RefSeq, a predicted model, not a curated record
UUUCACAGCACCAGUGUUUUCUAUGUCUUCUUGUCCACGAUGCACUUUAGGAUUUCAAUAAGAUGCGUGUGUGUUUCCAGAUAAUCAGUUUCUUCCUCGCCGUAAACUUUUACUGCCAGCCGCUCCGCGCUCAGGAUCCCUCCUGCUGCCACCAUGCUGCCGAGUUCUCCCCCUGCAAAGAAGCUUGUGACCAGCUCGCCACUAUAAAGAGUGAGUCUCGUCUGAAGCAUCUCCUCCAGAGGUUACCCAGCUACUGCCCCGAGCUCAUGAAUGAACUUUGGACGUGCAUCAACUCUACACUUCCAGGAGUAUCCAGGAAGUCAGACGGCUGGGUGGGGCUGGGCUGCUGCGAGCUGGCGAUCUCGGCCGAGUGUCGCAGGGAGUGCAGACAGGCUUCAUCUAAAAAUGACAUAACUAAAGUAUGCAAAAAAGUCACAGAGAACUCUCUCUACAGCUGUAUCACCAAAAAUGAAAUGGGCUCCACAUGCUGCAGCUAUGCAGGGCGUCACACCACCUGCAGGGAGUACUGCCAGGCCAUCUUCAGGACGGACUCCACCCCCACCGUGUCCCAGAUCAACGCCGUCAAAGAGUACUGUCAGAGUCACAGCCCCCAGCUGCUCGGCUGCGUCAGCAACUUCACCAAGUCCUACCCCAUCCGCAGCCCCAUAGACAGUUUGCACUGCUGCGACCGGGCGGAGGCGACUCACUGUCAGGUGGCCUGCCGGAGGAUCCUGCGCACCAUGAGCACAGAGCAUGAGAUCAUGGAGGGUCUGAUCGAGGAGUGCGGCUCGCAGCCUCUCCCUCAGGAGCCCAUGUGGCAGUGUUUUCUGGGCAGCGCACACCCCCCCUCCCCACCUGAAGAGGAGACCCCUCAUCCCGCCAAGAUGGACUGUGCCAAGCUGCACUGCUGCUCCAAGGCGAACACCUCCCUCUGCAGGGACAUGUGUCAGGAGAUCAGCACUAACUGGGGCAGCCAGACAUGGCAGGACUUCGACCAGCUCUGCGAGUACAACCCGGUGGAGACUGAGCUCAUCAACUGCCUGGCUGACGUCAGAGAGCCUUGUCAGCUGGGCUGCAAGGAGCUCGGCUACUGCACCAACUUCAACAACAGGCCCACAGAGCUGUUCCGCAGCUGUAACGUGCAGUCGGACCAGGGCGCCAUGAACGACAUGAAGCUGUGGUCCAACGGGACGAUCAAGAUGCCCUUCAUGAACAUCCCCGUGCUGGACAUCAGGAAGUGUCUGCCCGACAUGUGGAAGGCCGUGGCCUGCUCGCUGCAGAUCAAACCCUGCCACAGCAAGUCCAGAGGCAGCGUCAUCUGCAAGUCAGACUGCAUGGACAUCCUGACUCAGUGUGGGGACAAGAAACGUUUCCAUGAAGGACAAACUCCCGAGAGGAUCUGUGAGCUGCUGUCGCCCGUGGACGACCCUGAACGCUGCAUCCCGCUGCACAGAUACCUCACCCCCAGUUCCCUUGGCAACAGCAUCGUGGAGGAGGUGAUCCAUCCCUGCAACCCGAACCCCUGCCCCAGCAACCACGUGUGUCAGGUGAACAGGAGGGGCUGCCUGGAUGACCUCCACUGUCAGCCCUACAUCUGUGUGCCAGGCUGUAAACUGGGCGAGGCCUCAGAGUUCCUGGUGCAGCAGGACUCUCGUAUUCAGGUUCCGACCCGCUCUGGUCCCUCCGGCUGCCACGAGGUCUGCAGCUGUGGUGUCAGCGGGCGUCUGGAGAACUGUGUGGAGAUGCCCUGUGUGGACACCGACAAGCCCUGCAGCGUGGCAGGACAGAGAAAGAGCCACGGGACGUCUUUCAGGAUGGACUGCCACGUCUGCUCCUGCUUCGCUGGGGACACCAUCUGCUCCAAGAGACAGUGUCUGGGCUUGAACAGCUCCGAGGAGGACCGCAGGCGCUUCACAGGCCUCCCCUGCAGCUGUCCGUACCACUUCAUCCCGGUGUGUGCCUCCAACGGCCGGACCUACCCCAGUGCCUGCGUGGCGCGCUGCAUGGGCUUCAAGGACCAGCAGUUUGUGUUCGGCGUGUGCCGCCUCACUCUGCCCUGCAGCAGCAAACUCUGCCAGAGGAACCAGAGGUGCAUCCCAAAGUACCGUGUGUGUCUGAGCGACGCGUCGGACUGCCUGCAGUACGAGUGCGUGGGCCGGCCCCCAGCCUGCGAUAAGAGCAGUGUGGAGCCGGCCUGCGACACCGACGGCCUUGUCUACCCCAGUGUGUGUCAGCUGCAGCAGGCCGGGAAAAAUCUGGCCUACAUGGGCCACUGCCAGGAUGCCUGCAAGAAGCCUCAGCAGGUUUGUGGACAUAACGGUGAGACCUACAGCACAGUGUGCGACGCCUUCUCCGACCGUGUGGCCGUGGACUACGAGGGCUCAUGCAUCGCUGUGGGCGUGUCUGACGGGGGCCCUGACUCUGCGUGCAGCGAGAUCUCCUGCCCACCUUUGUCCACUGCAGGCUGCAAGCCCAUCACCCCCCCUGGAGCCUGUUGUCCGAUAUGUGCUGCCAUGCUGCAGAUCCUCUGGAACAAAGAGCAGAUGAACACUUUCUCUAAGCUGAAUAAGAACCAGCCGGUGACAGUCCGUGACGUCCUGCUGAUCCUGCGGCUUCACGUCUCCGUGCCACAGUGCGACGUCUUUGGAUACCUGAGCAUCAACCACGAGCUGGUGGUCCUCAUCGCUCCGGUGGACCAGCAGCCAACACCACUGCAGAUCGAAGCCUGCAGUAUGGAGGCAGAGAAGAUCUAUUCCCUCAUCAACUAUGCGAGCCCCACGCUGGUCUCACACGUGCCGCUCUCUGCCUUCCUCUCGUCUGAGAUCCAGACCUCCUCCAUCCACUCGUCCGGGGGCGCUCCGCCCUCCCCUCUGCCCCCGGGGCUGAGCCUCCUCCUGGGCCUGCUCGUCGCUGCGGGCCCUGUCCUCCAGCAGCUCUGAGGCCUGAACAUUGUUCUCCUCGCUCCUGAAAGUCUUCCUGGGAUGUGAUGAGGUGAGUGACGUUCCGGUCGUGGAGCAGGAACUUUUUCGACAAUCAUUCCUAUCGACUCACCUGCGUGUCAAACAAUCAAGACGGUGGAAAAGCUUUUAUUGUGGAGAGCUUUUUAUACGAACAGUAUUAUUCAGUGGAUGAGUUACUCACUGGGUUUCCCCCCAGCGAAGUGUGUGUGUGUGUGUGUGUG